AAAAAGAGACGAACAUGAAGAUAUGAUCGCGCUGAUGAGGAAUCCCUGAUCGGCGCCGCGCGAGUCCCGAAUGUUUGGAUCCAUGAGCAGCGGCGGACGUCAACACGAGCAGCUGACCUGGGAGUGCGGCGAGAGUUCUGGACUGUUCUAGAGUUCAAAGCAAGAUUAAAAGAUGCCAGAAGUUGAACAGUCUAAGGAAGUUAAGGUGGAGAAGGUGGAGGAAGUGAGUGUGGAGGGUAAGGAUGAGGAACCAGAUGAAUGGUUGGACAUCCUGGGCAGUGGAGACCUGAAGAAGAAGGUGAUAAAGGCUGGAAUUGUUGAGUCCAGGCCCAGCAAGGGAUAUGCAGUGGUAGUGCGGGCAAGUGGACAGCUGGAGGAUAGCACAGCAGUGGAUGUCCAUGAUGAGCUGACCUUCACAAUUGGUGAUAGUGAGGUGAUUCUUGGUUUAGAAAUGAUUCUGCCACUAAUGGACAAAGGAGAAAUUGCCGAUGUCUACAUGGGAUCCAGGUUUGCAUAUGGGAGUGAUGGCCUGCCUCCGAGCAUUCCAGGAGAUGCCAGUAUAACCUACCGUGUGGAGCUGCUGGACUUCUCCCCAGAGCAGUCCCCUGAGUCUCUGUCUUUGGACCAGCGCAUGGCGAUUGGGAAUCGCAAGCGUGAACGAGGUAACUGGUGGUUCAACCGAGGGGAGUAUGCCAAGGCCAUACAGUGCUACAGUGCGGCAGUUGACUUUUUGGAUGAUGCUGAAGUGGAGUAUGGGGAAGAUGUGAGGCCAGAGGUUCAGACCAUUCUUACAGAGCGGUUAAAGGCCCUGAACAACAUGGGUGCAGCUCAGAUGAGGAUUGAGGCCUAUGAUGUAGCUCUGAAGUCCUUGGAAGCAGUUUUAAGGUGUCAACCUGACAAUGUGAAGGCUUUAUUCAGGAAGGGAAAGGUACUGGGUCUGCAAGGCAAGAUGAAAGAUUCCAUCAUGUUCCUCAAGAAAGCUCUGGAGUUGGAACCGGAGUCCCGUCUCAUCCACCAGGAGUUGGCAAAAAUGAGGGAGAAAGCCCGCAUUGAAGCUGAGUCAGAGAAGAGCCUCUACAGACGUAUGCUGGGCCUCAAAAAAGAUUCAACCCAGGGAGAAGAACGUUAUCCUACCCUUAAAAACUUUCCUUGGAAAUCCUGGUUCAUAUCCUUUAUAACCAUAGGCUUUGCCUUGGUUGCUUACACCAAGGGGCCUGCACUUUACAAGUUCUUCCUUUAACACAAACAGUUUUGCACUAUCCCAAACCUCCUUCUUUAUGAUAAAAUGAAAGCAAGAAGUGACAGGAUAUUACAUGAGUUCAGCAGGACUGUAAUUACUCACUUGAAUAUCCUUAAACCAUAUCUUUAGAAACCUGCCAAGCUUUGAAUAUUUGUUUGGGUUCUGUAACAGUACUAUUGUACAAAGAUUUUAACAGCCUGCAUUAGAAUUCAGGUUGUGAUAUUUGUAUGGGAAAUCCGAGUUCAAAGUGUUAAUUUUAACAUGAGGGAAAAGAUAGUCUCAUUUCUAUAACUAGUAUACUAUCUUAAUAUGAAUGUAUAUUUUAAUGAACACUAAACAUGAACAAGUUGAGUUUAGAUAGAGGGGAACAUUUGAGGGAGGUUUAUUUAUUAAAAGUACUAUGAUAUAUAUAUAUAUAUAUAUAUAUAUAUAUAUAUAUAUAUAUAUAUAUAUAUAUAUAUAUAUAUAUAUAUAUAUAUAUAUAUAUAUAUAUAUAUAUAUAUAUAUGCAUACAUAUGUGAGAGUUCAAUUCUGUGCCUCUGAUUGCUGUGAAAUCUCAUCUUACCUUCUAAAGCUUCAUGCAUGUGAUCAGGUGCUCUUUAUUCACUCAAAAUUAUCUACCUCAGAUUGCACACUGAGAAAUAUUUAUCUUUACUUAGUCUUUAUGUGCUGCAGAGUUCUACUUUUUAUGUAUAAUGCCAUAUUUGACAGGCAGCUGACACUCUUGAUUUUUCAUAUUUAGAAUCCUUGUAUUUGUUAUGUGAUCUUAUUUUCCAUCCCAGUAAAUAUGAUAUAGCCUGUGUGCCAUCAAAAAUCUUGGAGAAAACAAAUGAAGCUUUAUUCUUGCUAUAUUGGAAUAAUUAAAAAAAAAUGAAACUCUGCUCAUCCCUAGUCACAAUAAAUUACGAUUUUACUUUAUUUUUCAGCUUUUAGUGUCAAACAACAUAAUGUCAGAUUGUCCCUGAGAGCAGAGACAAGGCAUAGAUAUCUGACACACUGUGGAAUCCUUUGCUUAGCGUGUAAGGCUGCAUAUCGUAUUACUGCUUAAUGUUUUCCAAGUUUUUAAACACAUUUUAUGCUUACUGCCAUAUGUUUACAUUUACGGUAUUUGAUGAAUCUUGGAGAAGUUGAAACUGAAGCAAUGUGUAUUUUCUCUGAUGUGUACCAUGGCUUUGUUUUGUACAACUGUGUGCACUCUAAAAAGGCUCAAGUAGCUUGUGAUGAAAGUGAGUACUUAAAGCACUACUUGUAGACAUGUUUGCUUACCGGUCUAAACUUUUAUAGCGUUUUAUACAGUCACAGCCAGCCAGGUGAACCAAUCUCAUUUCGGGUUCUGCAAUAACUUGUCCUGUACAAUAGCUUGUAUGUAGUAUAGUCUUCCAUACUUUCAUUCAAUGUGUCACUUUCACUCCUUUAAUAGUGGUAUGAAUUUACACAGUGCACAAAAAAAUGUUAAACAAAUGUACAAAAGUUUUUAGUGUAAAAUAUUUUAUGGCAUUUAGUGGCUGUGUUUAAAUGAAAUAUUUUAUUCAUAAGUAGCACAUGUUACGUCUAUAUCUUCAAUAUUUGUUUAUACUUGGUCAUAUACCUACUCUGCUUAGCAGUAAAUAGGUUCAUGAAAUGAUAAUGGUGAUGUAUAUUUGCUUUAAAUGCCUGUAAUGUUUGGAUAGCCCCACCUGUUCAUCUCCCAAAUGCUCAUCUGAUGCCUGAUAAACAUUUUAAUUAAUUUUGGAAAAGUUUAUGCGCAUUCCUUAUAUUUAGUGACAUGAGGCUUCAAGAGAAUGAGCCUGUGCCACAGAGAGAGGUGGAGGUGGUGCAGCAGUGAUGUAGUUCCUGUCGGUGACAUGACAGCAAUGUGUAGUAGAGAUUUCAUGGAAGGUUCAAGGAGUAGUCUCUGAGUAGUCUCUGCUAACAUGUUACCUCUUGAGAACUUUGUUUUUUUAAUGCUCUUUUUUUUUUUUUUUUUUAUGUGGAAAGAAUUGCCAUGAGCUUUUUUCUUUGUUUCAUCUACUUUCUUAAAAGUAAAAUAAAAAAAAAGGGGAAUGGUUUCCUUUUACAGGUUCCUAUUUUCUGUGCCCCUGCUAAAAACAUUCCUUUGAUAUUGAUAUUGAAAUAUUCUAUCUUGGGUGAUAAGUUGUAGCAUUAUUGUGUUUGUAUGAUUUUUUCUGCCAUGAAGUGAAGAUUACUUGAUUUACAUCAUUAUUGUGUUUAUAUAAUUUUUUUCUGUCAUGAAGUGAAGGUUACUUGAAUUACAUCAGAUGAUCCUGUAGCAAAAUAACAUGAUAUGCAUUCGGUCAGGAAUGGAAUGCCUUAGUAGACUACAUUCCUUGUUUAUGGUAGUUUAGAUUCAUGGUCUGUCAACAUCUUGAUCUUUUUGUUGACUGAUAUGAAUAUUCUGCACAAUUUAUACCUUAUUCCUAACAUUUUCUAGAGUUUGAUGUAGAUAUGCAAGUGCAAUAAGUAAUGUAUGCAUUCAUUUUUAGCAGAAUAAAAUCAGUAUUCCAAA
This is a messenger RNA of Scylla paramamosain (green mud crab), 3746 nucleotides long. Its product is annotated as peptidyl-prolyl cis-trans isomerase FKBP8-like. Lineage: Eukaryota; Metazoa; Arthropoda; Malacostraca; Decapoda; Portunidae. The record is from RefSeq and is a predicted model, not a curated record. Bases 173 to 1240 code for a protein of 355 amino acids. The transcript is spliced from 9 exons. Gene Ontology annotation, cellular component: membrane; mitochondrial envelope; endomembrane system. Gene Ontology annotation, molecular function: protein folding chaperone; protein binding; peptidyl-prolyl cis-trans isomerase activity. Gene Ontology annotation, biological process: protein folding; negative regulation of apoptotic process.